AUGAACACCACUGUCAUUCUAGGGUCAGGCAUUAUCGGCGUGUCGACGGCAUACUAUCUCUCCGAAACGCAACCCCCAUCGUCGAUACAUCUCGUGGAGCCGUCGCCUGACUUUUUCUCUUCCGCCUCUGGUUUCGCUGGCGGCUUCCUGGCUAAAGACUGGUUCGCACCUCGACUCGCCUCCUUGGGCGAGCUCAGCUUCAACGAACACAAACGACUGGCUGCAGAGAACGAUGGGAGACAGAACUGGGGAUACGCAAAAACCGACAGCUUCAGUCACGCAUCGGGGCCCCAAAGUCGCAGUGGCGAUACUGACUUGGAUUGGCUUGAUACUGGCGAGAGCCGCGCUCAAGUCGCGCAAGCCGCCGGCCCCAUGGACACGACGAUCCCGGCCUGGCUGCGAAGGCGAGAAGGCGACAACGUACAAUCCAUUUCCGAGGACGGCACCACAGCGCAAGUUGACCCUCUCCGCCUGUGCCACUUCCUCCUCGAAGCAUGCCGGUCGCGCGGCGUCCAGAUCCAUCACCCCGCCACGGCCCUCUCCGUCGGCGCCGACGCCAUCCGCAACGAGCUCGCCAGCGUCCGCAUCGCGCAGACGGACACUUCAACCGAGACGGACGUUCCCUGCGCGCAGAUCCUCAUCGCCGCCGGCGCCUGGACACCUCGCGUCUUCGCCACCCUCUUCCCGCUCUCGACGACCAGCAUCCCCAUAGGGAGCCUGUCAGGCCACUCCCUCGUCCUCCGGCCUCCAGCGCCCCGCCGCCCGGACGCCUGCCACGCCGUCUACAGCACCGCAGCCGACGGCUGGUCGCCCGAACUGUUCUCCCGCCUGGGCGGCACGUUCUACGUCGCGGGCGUCAACUCGACGGCCGAACCGCUCCCCGCCCUCCCCUCCGAGGCGCCCAUCAGGCCGGACAAUAUUGCCGCGCUCAGGAGCGCCGCCGCGCAGCUCGUCGAGCGGGGCGACGAGCUCGAGGUCGUGCGCGAGGGCCACUGCUUUCGCCCCGUCACCGCGACGGGCGCGCCGCUGCUCUGCCGCGUGCCGGACGCGGCGCUGGGGCCGGGCAUGGCGACGCGGCCGGGGGCCGGUGGCGGGGUCUUCGUCGCGGCGGGACAUGGCCCGUGGGGGAUCUCGCUGGGGGUCGGGACGGGCAGGGUCAUGGCGGAGAUGAUGCAGGGGAGGCCCUUGAGCGCGGAUGUCGGCCGUCUCGGAUGGCGCUGA
Molecule: messenger RNA, 1221 nt
Organism: Verticillium nonalfalfae
Lineage: Eukaryota; Fungi; Ascomycota; Sordariomycetes; Glomerellales; Plectosphaerellaceae
Exons: 2
Coding region: 1-1221 (406 amino acids)
Biological process (GO): retrograde transport, endosome to Golgi
Cellular component (GO): late endosome; cytoplasm
Molecular function (GO): oxidoreductase activity
Source: RefSeq, a predicted model, not a curated record